GUAACGUUCGACAAACAGUGACAGUGGUCGUACAUGGAAGAAAAAGUUGGCUCGCUGAUUGCUAUUUGUCAUCAUCAUCUCCUUAUCGAAAUUAUUAAAAAGCCAGUGAUUUCUAAUGCGAGUGAAUCGUAAUUGAUGUGGUCAGGAAGUGGAAUUUAGUGCUUUCCAUAGAAUAGCAGAGAUAAGUAUCGGUACCGGCGGCGCCAUGUCGGACGAAGCCUACCCAAAGACACUGUAUGUGGGCAAUCUGGACAUUUCUGUGCAGGAAGACCUGUUGUGCGCUUUGUUUUCGCAAAUCGGGCCGGUCAAAGGAUGCAAGAUUAUUAGAGAACCCGGAAACGAUCCGUACGCUUUCGUUGAAUUCACUAAUCAUCAGUCUGCAUCAACCGCAUUGAUUGCCAUGAACAAGCGUGUGUUUCUUGACAAGGAAAUGAAAGUUAACUGGGCCACCAGCCCGGGAAACCAACCGAAAACAGAUACCUCGAACCAUCAUCACAUAUUCGUCGGUGAUCUAUCGCCAGAAAUUGAGACUGACACCCUAAGAGAGGCCUUUGCUCCGUUUGGAGAGAUUUCCAACUGUCGAAUUGUGAGGGAUCCCCAAACACUGAAAUCGAAAGGCUACGCCUUUGUCUCAUUCGUGAAAAAAGCUGAAGCUGAGAACGCAAUCCAGGCCAUGAAUGGCCAGUGGUUGGGAUCCCGAUCUAUCCGCACCAAUUGGUCGACCAGAAAACCGCCACCCCCUAGGGCAGAAAAGCCCAAUCAAAGCAAAAAGCAAAUCACAUUCGACGAGGUCUACAACCAAACCUCGCCAACCAACACCACAGUCUAUUGUGGCGGCUUUGCAAGUGGCUUGACUGAUGAUCUCGUUACUAAAACGUUCUCUCGUUUCGGAGCGAUCCAGGAUAUUAGAGUAUUCAAAGACAAGGGGUAUGCGUUCAUCAAGUUCGUGUCAAAGGAGAGCGCAACCCAUGCGAUCGAGAACAUCCACAAUACGGAAAUCAAUGGGCAUACAGUGAAAUGCUUUUGGGGCAAGGAAAACGGAGGACUAGGCCCUGAUGUGAACGCCCUUAGUGCGACAGGAGCUGCUGUGUCCCAGGCUCCGCCUUACUCCUAUGGAUAUGGAACUCAAUAUUGGUAUCCUCAAUCUGGCGGUUAUCCGCCCGGCACUGCAGGAUACAUGCAGGCUGGCUAUCCCUAUCAGCAACAGUACCAAUAUCCAGGCGGGCAGCAGUAUUGCAUGGUCCCCCCACAGGGCCAAUGGUCCGGACAGGCCGGACAGCAGCCCAGCAUGGGUGUCAUGUACAAGUACCCAUCUCAGUGAACUAACUUACCAACCGAAAUCCACACGUGCUGCAGAACUCUUCGAACUGUUUUAGCAGUGUAUUAAUAAUAUAGACUUUGAAGUUUGCUAAUUUAUCAAUACAUUCAUUUAGUUAUAUCACACAUCUGAGUUGAAACCUUCAAGCGAGUUUCGUGAGUUCAAUUUCUAUAAAGAUUGACUUACGGUUGAUGUGCUGGCGCUAGUUGAUUAAGAGGGUUCUAAAAACGGGAACUUGCUCGUUGUUCCCUACAGUCCCUUGUUGGAACUGAGGGCUUUCGUCCCAGGAGUACUGUGUAUUCGCUUUUGGAAGUAUGUUUCUAGGAUUUCCUGUUAAUCGUUGUGUGAUAAAGCGACUCAUUUCUCUAUCGACCUCUUUAACUACGGUUUAUUUCUGUAAUAGUUCAUUCUUAACUUGGGCUCUAUGCAUACAGUCAGCCUGACGAUGUGAGUUUCCCACACUGUAUGAAUGUCCAGAUUGUAGAGCAUGUAAAUUGGCUUGCGUAGUUUGCAGUUACUAUACACUUAUAUUUUGUGGACACACCGUUUUGUACACAUUUGGCAAUGUUUGCCUGAUGUGCAACCAGAUGGUUUAAGCUAGCUAAGGAAUCUAAAAUUUGAAAGGAUGAUCAAACCGCGCUCGGUUUGACCAAAUAUUGAAAUUUUGUAACGAAAUGUAUAUUAUUGAUAGUUGUUAAUAAAAACUAAGGUCUGGGAA
Messenger RNA from Dendroctonus ponderosae (mountain pine beetle), 2036 nucleotides. It is a transcript of the gene Rox8, whose product is annotated as nucleolysin TIAR. Lineage: Eukaryota; Metazoa; Arthropoda; Insecta; Coleoptera; Curculionidae. The transcript has a single exon. The coding region runs from base 206 to 1321 and encodes 371 amino acids. The record is from RefSeq and is a predicted model, not a curated record. Gene Ontology annotation, molecular function: mRNA binding. Gene Ontology annotation, biological process: cytoplasmic stress granule assembly; regulation of mRNA stability; nuclear-transcribed mRNA catabolic process, nonsense-mediated decay. Gene Ontology annotation, cellular component: cytoplasmic stress granule.